Molecule: messenger RNA, 393 nt
Organism: Copidosoma floridanum
Lineage: Eukaryota; Metazoa; Arthropoda; Insecta; Hymenoptera; Encyrtidae
Product: protein kinase byr1-like
Source: RefSeq, a predicted model, not a curated record
AUGGCUGUUAGUUUUAUUUAUGAUUUGACACCUAGUGUCAGUCAUAAAGAUGUUAAGCCUGAGAAUAUACUUGUCAAUGAAGCUUUUGAGGUAAAAUUAAUUGAUUUUGGGCUAAGUCGAUUCGAAGGACUACAUUCGGAGCUAAAUUCAAUUGUAGGCUCGCACCCGAAAGGUACGACUUUGUACUUAUCACCCAAGAUCGUUGUUGAUAAGCAGUCUUAUUCAGUAAAAUCUGAUGUAUGGGCACUGGGCUGUGUGAUUGUUGAGAUCUUCUCAGAAAAAUCAAUCUGGACUGUAUCAAACAAUGAUAUGAUGUGUGGUCUGUUCAAUACAUUAAGAGCAAUAAUGAUUCAAAACAAAAAACUCGAUAUGAGUUAUAUAACCAAGGAUUAA